GUAAGCUUUCAGCCAAACUGGGUGCAGGAUGAAGAACUCCUGUACACUUCAGCGAACGCCAGAGGCGCCCAGUCCACAGUUUGACUCCAAAGCAUGAUCAUGGUCAAAGCAAGCCGCUAGAAGCGGCACCGUCAUCAAUAUUAGUCACCACACCCUCUUUUCUCAACGUCCAAGCCAUAAUGUCGGGAGCAGCAUCGUCCGGCUUUGCAUCGAAAUUCGCCAGCUUUAUGAAUCACCCUGCGGGGCCGAAGACCGUUUUCUUCUGGGCUCCCAUGAUGAAAUGGUGUCUGGUUGGCGCAGGACUGAAGGAUAUGGGCCGACCCGCCGAGAAACUCAGUCUUUCUCAGAAUCUCGCGUUGACGGCCACGGGCGUUAUCUGGGUCCGGUAUUCUUUUGUUAUCACCCCAGUCAACUACAGCCUGGCAGCGCUGUUCAAGGUCAAUUUCUUUGUGGGCCUCUCUGGACUAACUCAGGUUGCACGGAUAGCCAACUACCGGUAUGGAUCGAAGCCAGCCGCGAUCCAGUAAGAAUGACCAGCUUGCAUAAUAUCUUACAUUUACUCGAUACAAAUACAUGUGCCCACAUUCCACACCUAGGCUGAGCGUGUCUUGGUCUUACCAGACCUUCCUUUAGACUGCUUGAUGCUCUCCUCAUUGGAGUCAUCAGCCUUGAGAAAGCCCUUCGCUAAUUCCCACCACUUUCCUUUCACGGCGGAUCCAGCAGCAUCUAGCACACUUGCAAGGACAUCGCCUGCGUCGUCAUUGUCCGCGUUUUGUUCCCGCCAGUCCCGAUGGGUAUCCCAUGAUUCCCACGGCUGCGGGCGUUGAGCUUUCGGCCUUGCCUUCCUUGUUUGCGAUCUGGAGCGUUUCCGCUUCGUGGUUGUGUCGCCGGAGAAGGAGUCAAGUAGAAGCCCACUAAGCGUCGCUGCCAACCCGUUUCCGCCGACGGCAUUCCCACCACCUUGCAUCAACAUCCAACUCGUCCCUGCAAUCAAAGCCCCGAAGAUCGUCCCCCACUUGACAAAGAAGAUACUAGUGCGGAGCAUCCAUGUUGUGGUGCGGUAGAGGCUGAGGAUGGCCAAAUAAGAUGUGAAUAAGGCGAUAAGUGGUGGCAGCACAGUCUGUGCAUCCCAUUGGACGGGGUGUGUCGACAGUAAUGAGUACGACAGAGUAAAGGGCCGUGCACACCGCAAGGAGAUGCGACAGUGAUGAGAGGAGGAACGAAUAUAUUGGCCCCGGUAAAUGGUCCGAGAGAUAGUCGAGGAUUGGAUCCAGUGCUGCGGGCAACGGCAAAUCUGCGGGAGAAACCUGCAUGAUGCAGUCUGGACACAGUCUAGACUCAAGACGUCACGGUAGAAGGCGCGUUGCGAUGAAUGACACGUGCUUGAUUCUGGUGUGCCGCUGGCAGCUAUUGCGUCUGCCCUCACGUGACUUCGAUGCCAUACCUGUAUU
Molecule: messenger RNA, 1451 nt
Organism: Mycena citricolor
Lineage: Eukaryota; Fungi; Basidiomycota; Agaricomycetes; Agaricales; Mycenaceae
Source: the annotation of a GenBank genome assembly